This is a messenger RNA of Nerophis lumbriciformis (worm pipefish), 891 nucleotides long. The record is from RefSeq and is a predicted model, not a curated record. NCBI's taxonomy places the organism in Eukaryota, Metazoa, Chordata, Actinopteri, Syngnathiformes, Syngnathidae.
AUGUCGGUGGCAAACGCGAAGCUUAGCGUCCUGAAGCCGGUGAUCCCAUAUACAGGCUCUAUACCUGGAGGCCUGCAACCUGGAGAGAUUAUCGUCAUUCAGGGCACUGUACCCUCAAAUGCUGACAGGUUUCAGAUUGACCUGUCCUGCGGUGGCAGUACCAGGCCGCCCUCUGACGUGGCCUUGCACUUUAGCGCUUGUUUCAUGGGAUCGCCCUGCGUACGAUGCAACUCCAUGUUACAGGAAGGCUGGGGCCAAGAGGAAACGCUGCAGCAGCUGCCCUAUAAACGCGGGGCCCCGUUCGAAACAAUCAUCAUGGUGAAAGAGGAUGCCUUCAAGGUGGCAGUAAAUGGAGCUCACCUCUUGGAAUACAAACAUAGAAUUCCACUAAAUAGGAUCAACACAUUUUCUGUUUCUGGGAAGGUCCAAGUGCAGGCUAUAGGCGUCGUACCAAACUCUGCAGUAUACUCAGAGUCUGGUGACUUGAGCCUCCCAUACAAAGGCAGUAUACUAAAAGGUCUGAGCCCAGGACAACACCUUACCAUCAAAGGACAGAUCUGCAUGUAUCCUCACAGUAUUACAGUGAACCUCUGCAACAGCAGGACGAAGAGCAUCGCCCUUCACCUGAAUGCUCGCAUGAAAUCCAGCACAUUCAUACGAAACUCAUACUUAAAUGAGUGCUGGGGUCAAGACGAGCGGGAGUUGGUCUUUUACCCUUUUUCUCCUGGAGAGUAUUUUGAGAUUCUCCUCCUCUGUCAGGCACAUCAGUUCAAGCUUGCGGUGAACGGCUUGCACUUGUUUGAAUUCAAACACCGGGUUCAGGACCUGAGCACCAUUGACCAGCUGGAGAUAAUGGGAGACCUCGAGCUGAUGGACGUCAAACUGUGGUGA